Pistacia vera is the source of this 1115-nucleotide messenger RNA. Its product is annotated as trans-resveratrol di-O-methyltransferase-like. Gene Ontology annotation, molecular function: S-adenosylmethionine-dependent methyltransferase activity; protein dimerization activity; O-methyltransferase activity. Gene Ontology annotation, biological process: methylation. The transcript is spliced from 2 exons. The record is from RefSeq and is a predicted model, not a curated record. The coding region runs from base 1 to 1080 and encodes 359 amino acids. Lineage: Eukaryota; Viridiplantae; Streptophyta; Magnoliopsida; Sapindales; Anacardiaceae.
AUGGGUUCGAUUCCUGUUGAGAGUGCUAGUGAGCUUCUUGAAGCUCAAGCUCUAGUGUGGAAUUAUUCAUUGAACUAUGUAAAUUGCAUGUCUCUGAAAUGCGCCAUUCAACUGGGCAUUCCAGAUAUCAUCCACAAACAUGGCCAACCCAUGACUCUUUCCCAAAUCGUUUCCGCACUUGGCGUGAACCCAAAUAAAGCCCACGGCAUUCACCGUCUUAUGCGUGUCUUAGUUCUUGCCGGCUUCUUUUCUCAACGAAAAGUCGGCAAAAUUGAUCACCAAGAAGACAAGUAUUUUCUCACACCCUCUUCUCGACUCCUCCUUAAGGAUGCACCCUUCAGGGCUGCACCAUUUGUGUUUCUCAUUCUUGAUCCACUCAUAGUUAGUCCCUUCCAUUCCUUGAGCGCUUGGUUCAAGAAUGAUGAUUCCACACCAUUUGAAACAACUAAUGGGAAAAACUUUUGGGGUUGUGUGGCUGAUGAACCUAAAUUUAAAAACACUUUUUAUCAUGCCAUGGUCAGUGACUCUCAGCUGGUAGCGAGAGUUUUGAUUGAAGACCAUAGAGAGGUGUUUAAGGGGUUGAAGUCUCUGGUUGAUGUGGGUGGUGGCACUGGAACUAUGGCCGAAAUCAUAGCCAAUGCUUUUCCAGAGAUUCAAUGCACUGUUUUUGAUCUCCCACAUGUUGUUGAUAAUUUGCAGGGGACUAAGAACUUGAAUUUUCUUGGAGGAGACAUGUUUAAGGCAAUACCUUCGGCUGAUGCAGUCUUACUCAAGUGGAUUUUGCAUGACUGGGGUGAUGAAGAGAGCUUGAAGAUAUUAGAAAGGUGUAGAGAAGCAAUUCCAAGCAAAGAAAAGGGAGGGAAGGUGAUAAUAAUAGACCUGGCCAUCGGAAUGGAAGAUCAAAGUGAGCAGUCAACGGAGACACAACUAUGCUUCGACAUGUUAAUGAUGUCUCUGUUCAACACCGGCAAAGAACGGAGUGUCGAAGAGUGGAAGAAGCUCUUCUUAGAAGCUGGUUUCACUCACUAUAAGAUAACUCCUAUACUAGGUCUAAGGUCUCUCAUUGAGCUUUACCCUUGAUUUAUUUUCUGCUAGUAUUUGUGUGUAAUAAGUUC